AUGAAGUUAACACGAAUGCUGCCCGCGUCCUGUUUGCUGCUGAGCCUGAUGAUACCACAGGCUCUGCUCGCCCAGCGACCCGUCGGCAGCGAAAGUCCUUCCUACUACAAUAUCGGCGGUGUGCUAAGCAAUAAUGAAAGUGAAUCGCACUUCGGCACGGUGAUUGCGCAUCUCAACUUUGACCAACAGUAUGUCCCGCGAGGAACCACCUACUACGAUAAGACGAUUCGGAUCGAUAAAAAUCCCAUCAAAACAGCGCUCAAUGUUUGUAAACACCUGAUAUCUCGGAGGGUGUACGCGGUGGUCGUUUCGCACGAACCGACAGGCGAUCUGUCUCCGGCCGCCGUCAGCUAUACGAGCGGGUUUUACCAGAUUCCCGUCAUCGGCAUCUCGUCGCGUGAUGCCGCCUUUUCAGAUAAAAACAUUCACGUGUCGUUUCUCCGCACGGUACCACCGUACUACCAUCAGGCGGACGUUUGGUUGGAGAUCUUGAGUCACUUCGCCUAUACAAAGGUUAUCAUCAUUCAUAGCUCCGACACAGACGGGCGAGCCGUGUUGGGGCGUUUCCAGACGACGUCGCAGACAAACUACGACGAUAUUGACGUACGAGCCACGGUCGAAUCGAUUGUGGAGUUCGAGCCCAAGCUCGACAGUUUCAGCUCGUAUCUGAUGGACAUGAAAACGGCACAGUCGCGUGUAUACCUGCUGUACGCGAGCCAAGAGGACGCGUACGUCAUCUUUCGCGAUGCCGCCAUCCACAACAUGACCGAUUAUGGUCACAUCUGGAUCGUUACCGAGCAGGCACUGUCGGCAAACAACACCCCGACGGGAAUCAUUGGGCUGAAGCUCAACAACGCCGAAAACGAGACAGACCACAUCAAGGACGCCAUCUACAUUCUUGCGUCGGCAAUCAAGGAAAUGACGGUGAACGAAACCAUUACCGAGGCGCCAAAGGAUUGCGACGAUUCGGGUGUCAUCUGGGAAUCGGGCAAACGGUUGUUUGGGUACCUGAAAACGAGAAACAUACGCGGCGAAACGGGUCAGGUUGCGUUUGAUGAUAACGGAGAUCGCAUGUACGCUGAGUACGACGUCAUUAACGUCCACGAGAACCACUCGUUUGUCAAAGUCGGCAGCUUCCACUACGACUCGGAGAAACGCAAGAUGCGUUUGAAGAUAAACGACAGCAGCAUAACGUGGCCGGGAAAUACGGGUAAGAAACCGGAAGGCAUCAUGAUUCCAACGCAUCUCAAAGUGCUGACGAUCGAAGAGAAGCCGUUUGUGUACGCACGCAAGCUCCUAGACGAUGAGAUCGAUUGUGCGGAUGAUGAGGUCGUAUGUCCACACUUUAAUAUCUCCAACGGAAAUGAGCAAGAAUACUGCUGCAAAGGAUACUGCAUUGAUCUGCUGAAAGCUCUCGCCCAGAGGAUCAACUUCACGUACGACUUGGCGCUUUCUCCCGACGGUCAGUUCGGACACUACCAGCUGAAAAACCACACCACAGGCAUCGGGACGACGGUGAAGAAGGAGUGGAACGGACUAAUCGGGGAGUUGGUUGCUGAGCGGGCAGAUCUAAUCGUGGCCCCGCUAACCAUCAACCCAGAGCGGGCAGAAUUUAUCGAGUUUUCCAAACCAUUCAAGUACCAGGGCAUCACGAUCCUGGAGAAGAAACCGUCCCGUUCCAGCACGCUUGUGUCGUUCUUGCAACCGUUCAGCAACACGCUCUGGAUACUGGUGAUGGUUUCGGUGCACGUAGUCGCGCUCGUAUUGUACCUGCUGGAUAGAUUUUCUCCGUUUGGGCGAUUCAAGUUGUCCAGCAACGACGGAACGGAAGAGGACGCGCUCAACCUCAGCUCCGCGAUAUGGUUCGCGUGGGGAGUCCUGCUCAAUAGUGGCAUCGGUGAGGGAACUCCCAGGAGUUUCUCGGCACGUGUUUUAGGAAUGGUGUGGGCCGGUUUUGCCAUGAUCAUUGUCGCCUCGUAUACCGCCAACUUGGCUGCUUUCCUCGUGUUGGAGCGACCGAAAACCAAGCUGACGGGUAUCAACGACGCGCGGUUGCGCAAUACGAUGGAAAAUCUAACCUGCGCCACGGUUAAGGGUUCCUCGGUGGAUAUGUACUUCCGGCGGCAGGUUGAGUUGUCCAACAUGUACCGGACGAUGGAGGCAAACAACUACGACACCGCCGAGCAAGCGAUUCAGGAUGUCAAGGAUGGCAAAUUGAUGGCGUUCAUCUGGGACUCGUCACGCCUUGAGUACGAGGCAUCGAAAGACUGUGAGCUUGUGACGGCGGGAGAACUUUUUGGCCGCAGCGGGUACGGUGUGGGGCUGCAGAAAGCCUCUCCGUGGACCGAUGCGGUAACAUUAGCAAUACUGGACUUCCACGAGAGCGGGUUCAUGGAAUCCCUCGACAAGGAAUGGAUCUUCCACGGGAACGUUCAGCAGUGCGAGCAGUUUGAGAAAACGCCCAACACGCUCGGGCUGAAGAACAUGGCCGGUGUGUUUAUACUGGUUGGUGCGGGCAUCGUCGGGGGCAUCGGGUUGAUCAUCAUCGAGGUGGUCUACAAGAAGCAUCAGAUCAAGAAGCAGAAAAAGAUGGAGAUUGCGCGUCAUGCGGCGGACAAGUGGCGCGGCACAAUAGAGAAACGAAAAACGUUACGUGCUUCCUUGGCCAUGCAGCGGCAGUACAACGUGGGAUUGAACUCAGUUUCCAAAUCGGUGAGCCAAAACUGUGACAAAUCACGCUAUCCAAUUAUGCCGCCACUCCCGCGAACGCCGGAACGGGCGUGGCACGGCAAGGAUCAGGAGUACGUCGUGAACCGGAAGAACAACACCGCCAACAAACCGCCGCCGCGUUACAUGCCCACGUACGCAACCGAUGUGUCUCACUUGAUAGUUUAAAACAAAUUCUCGGAGGGAUUUUGAAAGGGUCGGAACCGUAUCCAUCCACCCCACCGGUCUCCAAAUUGCGCCUAAUGAUGAGUGUAGCCAACACACUUUACUACCGUUAAGUACCGUUGAAUGGGACAGAAGAUAACCGAAGAAAACUCCAAUUCCGUGUGCGUGUUGUUCAAUACAGGUAAUUGUUUACAUUUGUUAGAUAAGUAUACACUUUUAACGCUCUGCAAAGAUGAUUCUUCCGCCUGUACGAGACGACGAACGUAUGGCGACACCGGCGGAGGUGUACAAUCAUUUUAUGGUUUCCGAUUCCACGCGUCUAAGCAUAUUUUUGUACACCGUUGUACACUGUAGCCAAACUCGAGUGCAUUUGUAUCAGGUGCUAGUAAGUUAAACUCAACUUGUUUCGUCUCCAAGAGGCAUUCGCUUGGCACAACUCGAAUAUGUUGAUAUGUUAACUGCCACUUGUUUCGUUGUCGUUGUCGAGUUGAGAUAUAUUUUUGUGUACCAAAGAAUUGAGGACGGAUUAAGGACCGUCGGUGGUGUACCAAAGGUCCUGCAUAACAGUAGUUGAUAGCCUAAAAGUCUCCCACAACAUUACUAGCCAUGACAAGAAAGUAAUUUUAUCACUGUUAGUUGUUAACGAAAGACGGGAUGACAAAAAAAAUUAACCAAGCUCAGUCAUUUGCACAACAAGUAAUGCCAAAAAGAAGAGAGUAGCUAAACGUACAUUAAACUAAAGGAAUAGAUGAUACAAGUCUAUGUUUAAAAUCGUAACAUUAACAUUUUAAAAUGCCAAAACCCUUACUAAAAAUGCAAUGAUGCUAAACAUUUGUUAACAUGUAUAAGAAGAUGUGACAACCUAGAGUAACAAAGCGGAGGCAAACGAUAACAAAUAUACAGCCAGUCAUUAUAUUGAUUAUGUAUGAACAAACUGAGUAA
Molecule: messenger RNA, 3834 nt
Organism: Anopheles nili
Lineage: Eukaryota; Metazoa; Arthropoda; Insecta; Diptera; Culicidae
Gene: Nmdar1
Product: glutamate [NMDA] receptor subunit 1
Exons: 12
Coding region: 1-2895 (964 amino acids)
Biological process (GO): ionotropic glutamate receptor signaling pathway; monoatomic ion transport; chemical synaptic transmission
Cellular component (GO): synapse; NMDA selective glutamate receptor complex; neuron projection
Molecular function (GO): NMDA glutamate receptor activity
Source: RefSeq, a predicted model, not a curated record